UUGAAAAAUGGAGCGCUUGAUUCUGGCUUUCGUCUGCUUCAUCACCGCUCUCGUCGGCAUCAUUACUAAUGGCGUCGUCGGAGUUCAGAUUCUCUCCAAAUCGAAGCUUGAGAAGUGCGAGAAAACUUCGGAUUCCGGAAACUUGAAUUGCUCAACUAAGAUCGUCGUUAACCUGGCUGUCCCAAGCGGAUCGAACGGCGGAGAGGCUUCCAUUGUGGCGGAAAUAGUGGAGGUGGAGGAGAACUCCACCAAUAAGAUGCAAACACUAAGGAUACCUCCUGUUGUAACUGUCAACAAAUCCGCAGCAUAUGCACUUUACGAGUUAACAUACAUACGGGAUGUUCCUUAUAAACCCCUGGAAUAUUAUGUUAAGACUCGCAGAUGUGAUCCCGGUGCUGGUGCAAAUGUUGUGAAGAUAUGUGAAAGGUUGCGAGAUGAGGAUGGUCACAUUAUUGAGCAAACGCAGCCAAUAUGUUGUCCUUGUGGGCCUCGGCGCCGAAUACCUUCAUCUUGUGGAAAUGUCUUUGACAAGUUGGUGAAAGGAAAAGCAAAUACUGCACAUUGUCUCCGAUUUCCAGGUGAUUGGUUUCAUGUUUUUGGGAUUGGACAGCGAACACUUGGAUUUAGUGUCCAGAUUGAGGUCAAGACUGGAUCUAAAGUUUCACAGGAAGUGAUUCUGGGCCCUGAAAAUAGAACAGUUGCAUCUAAAGAUAAUUUUCUGAGGGUUAAUCUUAUUGGAGAUUUUGUUGGUUACACCAAUAUUCCAUCAUUUGAAGACUUCUACCUUGUUAUUCCAAGGCAGGGUGGCCCAGGUCAACCACAAAAUUUAGGCAGGAACUUUUCAAUGUGGAUGCUUCUUGAGAGAGUGCGAUUUACCCUUGAUGGUCUAGAAUGUAACAAAAUUGGGGUCAGUUAUGAAGCUUUCAACAGUCAGCCAACCUUCUGUUCUUCACCAUUUUGGAGUUGCUUACAUAAUCAGCUGUGGAAUUUUCGAGAAGCUGACCAGAACCGAAUUAAUAGAAAUCAGUUGCCAUUAUAUGGUCUGGAAGGAAGAUUUGAAAGGACAAACGAGCAUCCAAAUGCAGGGUCUCACUCAUUCUCCAUAGGAGUGACUGAAGUACUAAAUACAAACCUCUUAAUAGAACUAAGGGCUGAUGAUAUAGAAUUUGUUUAUCAAAGGAGCCCUGGGAAAAUAUUAAGUGUCACUAUCCCAACAUUUGAAGCUCUUACUCAAUUUGGAGUUGCAAAGGUUACAACUCAGAAUAUAGGUGAAGUGGAGGCAUCAUACAGCUUAACGUUUGAUUGCUCAAGAGGUGUUGCCCUUCUAGAGGAACAAUUCUUCAUUAUGAAGCCCAAGGAAAGUACUACUCGUUCGUUUAAGCUGCAUCCAACAACUGAUAAGGCAGCAAAAUACUUUUGUGCAGCCAUACUAAAGGACUCUGAGUUCAACGAAGUUGAUAGAGCUGAGUGUCAAUUUAGUACUACAGCUACUGUCCUCGACAAUGGAUCACAGAUUACUCCCUUUCAACCACCAAAGACCAGUGCAAAUGGUUUCUUCGAGUCAAUCAGAAGCAUUUGGAAGAAUUUAUGGGAAGGUUUGGUGGACUUCAUCACUGGAAAGAGUUGCAGGUAUUUUCUCUUAUGAAUAUAUAGAGAGAUGAGACUAUUGCCUGAUCUGAGUUUUAUAUGGAUGGCAAAGAAUUAUUUUUCUAUGUUAAAUCUUUCCUGUUUCUUUCAGCCUUUCUCACAAGAAAUUGAUUUGAGCUUUUGCAUUCACACAUAUACAGGCUGUGAAUAUAUGCUUUUUUUUAGGCAAUUAAAUGAUUGGAUGUAACUUCUGUUUAUACUCAGUGAAGAAAGCAAAGUAGA
Molecule: messenger RNA, 1869 nt
Organism: Carica papaya (papaya)
Lineage: Eukaryota; Viridiplantae; Streptophyta; Magnoliopsida; Brassicales; Caricaceae
Source: RefSeq, a predicted model, not a curated record